This is a messenger RNA of Panicum virgatum (switchgrass), 3931 nucleotides long. Its product is annotated as jacalin-related lectin 3-like. The transcript has 13 exons. Lineage: Eukaryota; Viridiplantae; Streptophyta; Magnoliopsida; Poales; Poaceae. Gene Ontology annotation, molecular function: cysteine-type peptidase activity; carbohydrate binding. The record is from RefSeq and is a predicted model, not a curated record. Gene Ontology annotation, biological process: proteolysis. Bases 329 to 3709 code for a protein of 1126 amino acids.
CCUGGACCAAUCUGCUCCCUCGCGGGCUCGCGGGCUCGCCCAGGCUCGCCGCCGUCCACGUUCUUGCUCUGCUCUCUCUGUUCAUAGCAGGGCUCCAUCCAAUCGGCCGCCUGGUCGUCUCGCCAUUUGGUCCAAGACGACCUCGUCGUCGUCUUCCCCUUCUCCACCCUUCUCCCGUUCUCCGCUCUCCGCCUCCCCGGGGUGGGGUGGACAACACCCCCAGUCCACUCCCACCGGACCCAAACCCUACUUAAACUCCGCCACGGUUCCUCUGCUCCGACCCAGACCCACCAGAGCAGGCGACGCGACGGAGGGGGGAAUCGCCGAAAUGCCCUCCGUGCUCUACCUCCCCCUGCUCCUGCUGCUCGCCGCCUCGGCGGCGGCGGCUGCUGCUGCAGAUGCCGUGGACCCGUCGGCGCACGAGGCGCUGUUCGACGCGUGGUGCGUGGAGCACGGCAGGGCCUACGCCACGCCCGAGGAGCGCGCGGCGCGGCUCGCGGUGUUCGCCGACAACGCGGCCUUCGUGGCGGCGCACAACGCCCGCGCCAGCGCCAGCGCCAACGCCAACGCCGCAGGCGGCGGCGGGUCGGCCCCGUCCUACACGCUCGCGCUCAACGCCUUCGCGGACCUCACGCACGACGAAUUCCGAGCCGCGCGCCUCGGCCGCCUCGCGGCCGGCCGGGCCGGGGCGACGCUCCGGAGCGCCGGCCCGCCCCUGUACGGGGGGCUCGGCGGCGGCGUCGCCGCGGUGCCCGAUGCGGUGGACUGGAGGAAGAGCGGGGCCGUCACCAAGGUCAAGGACCAGGGCAGCUGCGGAGCCUGUUGGAGCUUUUCCGCUACAGGUGCUAUUGAAGGAAUAAACAAAAUCAAGACAGGCUCGCUGGUUAGUCUUUCUGAACAGGAACUAAUUGACUGUGACAGAUCAUACAAUAGCGGCUGUGGUGGUGGCCUCAUGGACUAUGCUUUUAAGUUCGUGGUUAAAAAUGGUGGAAUUGACACAGAGGAGGAUUAUCCCUAUCGUGAAGUAGAUGGAACAUGCAACAAGAACAAGCUGAAAAGGCGAGUUGUGACAAUUGAUGGUUACUCUGAUGUUCCUUCCAACAAAGAGGACUUAUUGCUCCAGGCUGUUGCCCAGCAACCAGUUAGCGUGGGAAUAUGUGGCAGCGCCAGAGCAUUUCAGCUAUACUCCAAGGGUAUCUUUGAUGGUCCAUGUCCAACAUCUCUUGAUCAUGCUGUGCUAAUCGUGGGUUAUGGCUCCGAAAGUGGCAAGGACUACUGGGUCGUGAAAAAUUCUUGGGGUGAAAGUUGGGGAAUGAAGGGCUACAUGCAUAUGCACCGGAACACUGGUGAUUCCAGUGGUCUCUGCGGUAUAAACAUGAUGCCAUCAUUUCCUACCAAAACAAGCCCGAAUCCUCCUCCUUCACCAGGCCCUGGCCCAACCAAAUGCAGUCUGCUUACCUACUGUCCUGAAGGAUCCACUUGUUGUUGCUCAUGGCGCAUCUUGGGCUUUUGCCUUUCUUGGAGCUGCUGUGGACUGGACAAUGCAGUUUGCUGCAAGGAUAACCGUUACUGUUGCUCUCAUGACUAUCCUAUUUGCGAUACAGUUCGCGCCCAGUGUCUUAGGGCCAAUGGCAACUUUUCUGGUAUAGAAGGAAAGAAGCAGUCUUUCUCUAAAAUUCCCUCUUGGAAUGGUUUGUUGGAACUGAUGGAUUACAUUAAUGCGAAUCUAUUCUCGCAGGUCAAUACGCUGCGGUUGUACCUCACUUGCAUCCGGAACACUCUGGAGGCGGCGAUGUGCCUCCAGCAGGCGGGCAAUAGUAGAAGGCAUAAGCUCAGUUCUCUUACUCUCAAGUGUUUGAGACUAUUUGCGCAACGAAAAAUGAGCAUCAAAGCCAUUAACGGGAAGAGCCCCAUAGUGGUUGGACCAUGGGGAGGGACAGGAGGGUACCCAUGGGAUGACGGUGUGUACUCAACAAUACGCCAGAUUGUGGUCACCCAUGGUGCAGCUAUCGACUCUAUAAGGAUUGAGUAUGAUCUGAAAGGAAGAUCGGUUUGGUCAGAGACACAUGGGGGCACUGAUGGAGGCUCCGAAACAGAUAAGGUGAAGCUAGAUUUUCCAGAUGAAGUCCUCGUGUCUGUAAGUGGACACUACGGGUCUGUCUGCGGGACUCCAGUGAUCAUAAGAUCGCUAACAUUUCAGAGCAACAGUUCAAAGUAUGGACCUUUUGGCACCGAAGAUGGGACGCCUUUCUCACUUCCUGUGAGCAGUGGCAAGAUCAUUGGAUUUCAUGGAAGGUCUGGGUCAUAUCUCAACUCAAUAGGCUUUUAUCUGAAGCAAGUGCAUUUUCCAAAUCCAUUGAAUUCUCCAGCCACACCCAGAAGCCUCCCAAGUGCACAUAGUAGAAAUGGAUACAGCUUCACUAGAGGUGAUACUGGGGCUGACAUGGUCCUUGCUGUGCGAGAUAGAGGCGACAGCUAUGCUGUUUAUGCUAGCAAUCAACCAAAACAGUAUGCAAACCCAUCACCAGACUACAGUGAUGGAGCUGUCUGGAACAAGAUGGUUUCUUUCCCCAGUUACCAUGGAGAUAGAGGAGCUGCAGCCAUGAGCAGCCCUCAGACUUACGGUCCCUGGGGUGGAAGUGGUGGCACCAUCUUUGACGAUGGGAUCUACACUGGUGUGUGGCAGAUCAAUUUGACACGUGCAGUGGGAAUUUCUUCCAUGAAGGUGUUGUAUGAUCGAAACGGGCAGGCAGUAUGGGGCAACAAGCAUGGAUUCAGCGGAGGUGUUUCACCUGACAAGAUAGUGUUCGAUUUCCCAUCAGAGGUAUUGACUCAUAUUACUGGGUUUUAUGACUCGGCGAUAAUCAUGGGCCCGACCGUGGUCAGAUCGCUCACAUUCCACACAAACAAGCGAACGUACGGACCAUACGGGGAUGAGUGUGGCACAUACUUCUCGACGAGUUUUACCGAUGGAAGGAUAGUAGGAUUUCAUGGCAGGGAGGGGUGGUACAUCGAUGGCAUUGGAGUUCAUGUGCAGGAAGGCAAGGUGGCCCCACAGCGAUUUGGAGUUCAUGUGCAGGAAGGCAAGGUGGCCCCACAGCGAUUUGUUAGUAGACCGACGACAACCGCUACUAGCCCAUCAUUUCAUUACAACAUGCUUGCUCAAGCGCAGAGUGAUACGUAUACAAACAAUGAGGUUGCUUAUGGCAUGGUGAAAGAACCGGUUCCAAUGGGACCAGGGCCAUGGGGCGGGGAGGGAGGCCGGCCAUGGGAUGACGGCGUCUACACCGGGGUGAAACAAAUCUACAUCAUGAGAGGUGCUUUCAUCGGGUCGAUUCAGGUUGAGUAUGACAGAGAUGGAUACUCCAUCUGGUCUGCAAGGCAUGGGAACAGCGGCCACAUAACCCACAGGGUGAAGCUGGACUACCCCCACGAGGUGCUGACGUGCGUGUACGGCUACUACAACACGAGCAUGGAGGACGGGCCCCGGGUCCUGAGGUCGCUGACGUUCAUCACCAACCGGGGCAAGUACGGGCCGUUCGGUGAUGAGGCCGGCGCCUACUUCUCGUCGGCGAUGACGGAGGGGAAGGUGGUGGGCUUCCACGGCCGCAGCGGGCAGCACCUGGACGCCAUCGGCGUGCACAUGCAGCACUGGCUCGUGGACAGGAGGCCUGCCCCCAAGUACGUGCUGUCGAAGUACCUCUUCUGAAUUCUGAUUGCCGGGCAGGUCAAAAUAGUAUGUAGUUUCAGCUUAUAAGAGAUGUAAUUUUGGGCGUUGUUUGGUGGCGGCAUUUGAGUUCAUUUCCCCGUAUCCAGGGCGGACUUCUCGAAUGGUGAUUUUUAUUGCAUAACUAGGAAACGCUAUCAAAUUUAAUAGAUGUAAAUUGCCCGAUUACCUCCUUUUCUGUUGAAUUUGAAUACACUGUCAGUA